AUGGUAUAUUUAUUUGAUGUCCCCGCUUAUUUCAUCCUUUUACGAGAAACUCUUGAGGUCACAAUUAUCCUUGCCGUACUGCUUGGGUUUAUUGAUAAGCUUGUCCCAGAAAAAGAUGUCGCAAUGAGAAGAACUCUUAAACUUGUUUUUUAUACUGUUGCAAAAAAUUUAUGGGAAGAAAACGGAGCAGCAUGGGAGGGUUCAUUUGCUUUUAUUGCUUCUGUUGUAAUUACUUUUAUGGCUUUAAGUAUGGCUAGAGUUCAACAAUGGAGAAAAAAAUGGGAAAGAAAACUCGAAGAAGCAACUGAAAGUUAUUUGAGAAAGCACCAAACUGGUAACAGAUGGGCAUUGAUUUUGUUGCCAUUUACAGUUAUAUGUCGUGAAGCUGUCGAAACUUUUGUGUUCAUAGGAGGCGGUUCAUUUGCUUUUAUUGCUUCUGUUGUAAUUACUUUUAUGGCUUUAAGUAUGGCUAGAGUUCAACAAUGGAGAAAAAAAUGGGAAAGAAAACUCGAAGAAGCAACUGAAAGUUAUUUGAGAAAGCACCAAACUGGUAACAGAUGGGCAUUGAUUUUGUUGCCAUUUACAGUUAUAUGUCGUGAAGCUGUCGAAACUUUUGUGUUCAUAGGAGGCAUCGGAUUUGAUAGACCUGCAUCAGAUUUACCAAUUCCAGCAAUUCUUGGGCUUUUGACAGGAUUCAUUGUUGGGUGGAUUCUUUACAAAGGAUCUCACAAACUAUCAAUAAAUAUUUUUUUUUCAGUUACUUCGGCAUUUCUUCUUUUCAUAGCAGCUGGUCUAUUUUCAUAUUCAAUCCAUGAAUUCCAAGAAGCAACUGGAACAGAGGAAGUCCAGCUAUGGUUUGCAUCAUGUUGUAAUGAAAAGACUAAUGAAUUCUGGGGAAUUAUGAAAACAAUAUUUGGAUGGCGUGCAAAAGCAACAGUUGGUACAACAGCUGGUUAUUUUAGUUAUUGGGCAUUUGUGCUCGUUGCGAUUUCGAUAAUUUAUUUUGUUGGCAAGAGAAAUGAUGCAAAAGAAUUGGAUGAGGGACGAGAUCCUGAAAUCGGUGAAAAAAAACCUGAUCAUGAGGUUGUAGAUAAGCCUGAUAAUGUUUAA
Entrophospora sp. SA101 is the source of this 1110-nucleotide messenger RNA. The record is from the annotation of a GenBank genome assembly. Lineage: Eukaryota; Fungi; Glomeromycota; Glomeromycetes; Entrophosporales; Entrophosporaceae.